Heterobasidion irregulare TC 32-1 is the source of this 1404-nucleotide messenger RNA. RefSeq lists its product as uncharacterized. Bases 350 to 1360 code for a protein of 336 amino acids. The record is from RefSeq and is a predicted model, not a curated record. Gene Ontology annotation, molecular function: oxidoreductase activity, acting on the CH-OH group of donors, NAD or NADP as acceptor. NCBI's taxonomy places the organism in Eukaryota, Fungi, Basidiomycota, Agaricomycetes, Russulales, Bondarzewiaceae. The transcript is spliced from 7 exons.
AACUUGUCAAAAGGACAUGGUGAGGCUGCUUAGUCUUCGGCGCUUCGCACGAGCCAAGGCAUUGUUCCCACGGGUCGACUGCAUUCUGUUCGGGCCGGCUUCUCGGGGACUCUGCGUCAACAUCCCCGACUCCCUUCCAUUCCUUGCUGGUACAGUACAGGGGUAAGCCUCCUCGCUAUGUAACAAAUUGCUCAGCCCACUACCGCAAAAUGCCCCAUUGCCGGCGCCCGCAGUCUCAGAAAGACAAGAUUGAUGACCAAUCUCUGCGCUCACUAUCGAGAAACGUUUUCGGCGCGUCUGAACAUCAGUGUAUAUAAGUCAGUUUCAAGCCAGUCCCAAAGAUUCUAGCAUGUCCCUCGUUGUUGUCACUGGAGCCUCUGGGUUCUUAGGAUCUGUAAUCAUAGACCAGCUGCUUGAAGCUGGUUAUAAGGUCCGAGGAACUGCUCGAUCCUCUAGAGCCUCUCGCGUGCAGGCUGCAUACGCGUCUUUUGGAAGUCAAUUUGAGGUGACCGUGGUGGAAGAUCUGGCCACUUCUGACCUGACGGACGCCUUUCGAAAUGCUGAUGCCCUAAUACAUGUCGGUUCGCCUUUGUCCAGCGGAGGAGAGGCGGCCUUCAUUUUAAAGACUGCUAUUUCCGGCACGGAAAGGGUCUUAGAACAUGCCGCCGCGGCCGGCGUCAAGAAGAUCGUCGUCACCGCGAGUAUCGUUUCCCUAAUACAUCCCAAACUCGUGUUCACGAAUGUCACGGUCGACGCAAACGAUUGGAAUACCCAAACGUACGAGGAUGCUCUCAAGCCAGAUGCGACGCCUUUCGAGGUGUAUAGUGUGGCCAAAAAGACCGCAGAAGAGGCUGUGUGGAAGUUUGCCAAAUCCCAUCCUGAGAUUGAUGUCGCGACUGUACACCCACCUUACUUAUACGGUAUCCCGGGUCGUGGCCAAGCCAUCGACGCCCCCGCUAGCGGUACAAACCACCACAUCUACAAGCUCAUCUCCGGUCCAAAAGGUCGCCCUCUGCCUCCUCCCCUCAAUCCCAGUUUCGCGAACGUCGCGGAUGCAGCACGUGCUCAUGUCACUGCUUUGAAGGUACCCCCCUCUGACAAGCUAAAGCGUAUCGUCCCAGUCGGAGGUAGAUUUACGUGGAAACAGGCGGCUGAAUACCUCGCCAAGGCAAGGCCCGAACUCAGAGAGAGGUUGCCUAUAUUCGAUGGUCCGGAGCAGGUGACUGCAGCUGCUUCAUUUGACUCUAGCAGCGCGGCUCGUCUGGUCGGAUUGGACGAGUACAUUGGCUGGCAAGAAACACUGGAGACUACGAUCGAUCACUUAUUGAAGAGGGAGAAAGACUUGGGAAUAGCCGUGUAACAUAAUCUACGCGCAUGAUACAAUAAUCAAUCGUCUUCGAAUCU